Messenger RNA from Entamoeba dispar SAW760, 690 nucleotides. RefSeq lists its product as uncharacterized. Bases 1 to 690 code for a protein of 229 amino acids. The transcript has a single exon. The record is from RefSeq and is a predicted model, not a curated record. NCBI's taxonomy places the organism in Eukaryota, Evosea, Mastigamoebida, Endamoebidae.
AUGAAUGAACCAGUGUUAAUUAGUUUUGAAAUACCAGAAAAUCUACAAAUAAUAAAUGGAAAGAAUAUUGAAAAUAAAGAUAUUAAUAAAUUUAUUAUUCCAUCUUCAAUUACUAAAUUAGGAUAUGAUUGUUUUAAAGAAUGUACAUCAUUAAUAUCAAUUAAUAUACCAUCAUCAAUUAAUGAAAUAGGAAAUGAUUGUUUUUAUAAAUGCUCAUCAUUAAAAUCAAUUAAUAUACCAUCAUCAAUUAAUGAAUUAGGGGAUGCGUGUUUUUAUAAAUGUAAAUCAUUAACAUCAGUUACUAUUCCAUCUUCAAUUACUAAAUUAGGAAUUUGUUGUUUUAGAAGAUGUAAAUCAUUACAAUCAAUUAAUAUUCCAUCAUCAAUUACAUCAUUUGGAGAUGGUUGUUUUGAUGGAUGUACAUCAUUAACAUCAAUUAAUAUACCAUCAUCAAUUACUAAAUUAGGAAUUUGUUGUUUUAGAAGAUGUAAAUCAUUACAAUCAAUUAAUAUACCGUCGUCAAUUAGUAAAUUAAGAGAUGAAUCUUUUUAUGAAUGUUCAUCAUCAAAAUCAAUUAAUAUACCAUCAUCAAUUACAUCAUUUGGAAAAUCUUGUUUUUAUAAAUGUGGAUGUAAAGAAGAAUUAAAGAAAAAUAAAAGAAUACCAAGAAAUUGUUUUGAAUGGUGGUGA